Messenger RNA from Apis florea (little honeybee), 354 nucleotides. RefSeq names its product gastrula zinc finger protein XlCGF57.1-like. The record is from RefSeq and is a predicted model, not a curated record. NCBI's taxonomy places the organism in Eukaryota, Metazoa, Arthropoda, Insecta, Hymenoptera, Apidae.
AUGUACAAGAUGAACAGGAGUUUAACCACGCACAUGAAGUACGAUUGCGGCGGGCAGACCAACUUCGUGUGUCACAUUUGCUCGAUCUCGUACAGGAAGAAGGCGCGAAUCGACUCGUCUACGGGAUGCUCGAGGACGAUCAUGGAAGGUUUCACCUGCCACCAGUGCGGCAGGUCUUACCAAUUGAGGCACAAUCUGGUCAAGCAUUUGAGAUUCGAGUGCGGUGGCCAGAAACACUUCCUCUGUUACCUGUGUCCAGCGAGGUACACCCAGAACGGGAAGCUGAGGCAGCACAUGCUUAACGCCCACAAUGUUUUCAUACCACCGCGUAGAACAUGGAUAAGAUCCAGUUGA